UGUUCUUAAAACUUAACAAUCACUUGCCCCUCUUUCUAUAUCACCUCAUCAUCUUUAGCUCUCUUUCUCUCUCGUUCUCUCGGUUCAUCUUUUGAUAGUUCUGCUGGUUCUGACUGUAAUUAGAUUUAGAUAUUGGUAGGUUAUUGUAGAGGGAGAGAUCAGUAAUAGAAGAAAGAUGAGUUGGUGUGAUGAUUCAGAUGAUAACUACGAUCCCAAUCUUGAAAGAGCAUCCAACAUUGAUCAUCCAUCAAUUCAACUCAAAAACCAAUCUCAAUCAUGUGUCACGAGCGCUCCAGAUUCCAAGAUUAUCGUUGAUGCUCCCAUCGUCAUGACUUGUUCUUCUUGUGGACAAAAGAUCCAUCAACAAGACGAACAGGUUGGCAGCAUCAAAGAUUUACCAAGCUUACCGGCAGGAGUCAAGUUCGACCCGUCGGAUAAAGAGAUCCUUAUGCAUUUGGAGGCGAAGGUCUCAUCCGAUAAAAGAAAACUUCAUCCGUUGAUCGAUGAAUUUAUACCUACGCUUGAAGGGGAGAAUGGAAUUUGUUAUACGCAUCCUGAGAAACUUCCUGGAGUAAGCAAAGACGGUCAAGUACGGCACUUCUUCCACCGGCCAUCUAAGGCUUACACUACCGGAACACGAAAACGUAGAAAAGUGAGCACAGAUGAGGAAGGCCACGAGACACGGUGGCACAAAACGGGCAAGACCCGACCCAUUUUUUCCCAAGCAGGAGUAGACGGUUUCAAGAAAAUCCUAGUGCUCUACACGAACUAUGGUCGCCAGAAGAAGCCCGAGAAGACCAAUUGGGUGAUGCAUCAGUAUCACUUAGGCCACAGCGAGGAUGAAAAAGACGGUGAACCAGUUCUCUCUAAAGUCUUUUACCAAACACAACCUAGGCAAUGCGGUGGUUCGACCGAACCUAAACCGAAGAGUCGGGUAAACCUAAACCGAUUUAGUUAUGAAAAUCAUGCCGGUUUUGGGUAUGAGCAUGAAGGAAAAAAUGAAGAGAACACGCAGGUACUUUGUGGAGUGAAGAAGGGGAAACGAAUGAUGUGAAAGAGUGAGCACAUACUCUGUGUGUAGGUGUUGGGUAUCUAUCGUAGUAAGUUAUCUUAAAGUGUUGGUGAGAUCUUAGGUUUAACUUCUUUUUUGGGGAUAAAAUUGGGGAAGUAACUUUAACCUCAACACAUAUUACUAAUGAUCCUUGUUCUUAUAUUUUUGUUUUGCCUGAAUAGAUUCUGUCGAAAAUACUGUAAUAGAUCUUCUUUUCAUAUUAUUGAAACAAAAUUAAGAUAAUAAUAAAAUGAAAUUUCUUAUUU
This is a messenger RNA of Brassica napus (rape), 1317 nucleotides long. RefSeq names its product NAC domain-containing protein 10-like. NCBI's taxonomy places the organism in Eukaryota, Viridiplantae, Streptophyta, Magnoliopsida, Brassicales, Brassicaceae. The transcript is spliced from 4 exons. The coding region runs from base 176 to 1054 and encodes 292 amino acids. Gene Ontology annotation, molecular function: transcription cis-regulatory region binding; DNA-binding transcription factor activity. The record is from RefSeq and is a predicted model, not a curated record. Gene Ontology annotation, biological process: regulation of DNA-templated transcription. Gene Ontology annotation, cellular component: nucleus.